GCCUCACGCUUGAGCUCCGCUAUUCUAGCUCGGGCUCUCGCCACGCCGUCCACAGAUUCAGCCAUCCUCCCCGCGCCGCGCCGCGCCGCGGCGGUUGCUUGGUUUGAUCCCAACCCGCCGGCCGCCUCCUCGCCCGUUCCUCCCCUCCUCAGCCACCUCGCCACUUCCGAGCCCGCGCCGGACCCGGCUGGACUCGAUCGUGUCGCGCUCGCGGCUCGCAUCGGAACGCGCCCCAUGUUAGGCAGGAACGCGCAGCUUCCCACCCCACUGACCCAGCCUGACCACUCGGCCGCUUCCCCGAUCGCCGCCGCAGCUGCGGGUGUCCCAAUAUGGCGGCGCGGGGCGCACGGCGACGUCGCGCACCACCUCCCCACCGCGGGUGCCGGCGCGGCGCGGAGGCGGCGGCGCUCGGGGCUGUCGUGCCGGCCGAGCCACCUCUUCUUCGCGCUCCUCGUCGCGCUCUUCACGGCCUCCCUGCUCGUGGUCUGGCAGCUGCUCUCCAUCGGCGACGGCGACGCGGCAGAGGGGGAGAGGGAGGUGCCGCCCCGGACUGACGGCGGCGGUGUGAUACGGUUCUCGGCCUCGCGCGUGGCGCUGCGCGCGUUCGACGGCGAGAGCCGGCUCGAGGCCGCGAGAUCCGAGCGGCGGUGGUGUCCCGGGCUCGCGCCCGUCAGGCUGGCCCUCGUUGUGGGAAGCAUGAACAUAGACGCACGAUCUCUGAUGCUUGCAACUUUGGCAAAAAGUCUUACGGGUCUGGGUUAUGAGAUCGAGGUUUUAGCAUUUGCGGAUGGGAAAGCUCGAGGUAUUUGGGAAAAUAUUUGCCACAUACAUGUUGUGAAUUAUGCGAGUUUGAAGUUUGUCGACUGGUCAAAGUACAAUGGUGUGCUCUUAAGCUCUCUUGAGGGGAAAAGAGUUCUUUCUAUUCUUAUGCAGGAACCUUUUCGAUUUCUACCAGUGGUUUGGCUUAUACAUGAAGAUACUCUUGGACAGCAUGUUAGAAGUUACACAGAGUUACAUGAGUCCAUUCCCAAUGUCAUUGAAGAUUGGAGGGGCCAUUUUAGUGCAUGCGCUUAUGUUGUGUUUCCCGAUAGCUACCUUCCUUUGUUAUACUCCCCUCUUGAUUCUGGGAACUUUUUGGUGAUUCCUGGUUCUCCGGUUGAUAUCUGGGCAGCUAAAAGAUAUGGCUUAUCACAUUCUCAAGAAACUAUGAGAAAGCAGCAUGGGAUUGAAGAAGAUGAUGUCGUUGUUUUGGUUGUCGGAAGCUACUUGUUCUUUGAUGAAUUGCCAUGGGAUUAUGCAACAGUCAUGCGUGCAUUAGCUCCACACAUUUUGGAUAUAGCAAAAACUAAGAAAUUGAGAGUGCAGUUUAUUUUUUUCUGUGGAAACGACACUGAUGCCUACAACUCCGCUUUCCAGGAACUUGCCUCACACAUGGGAUUUCCUGAUGGUUCCGUAAAGCAUUUUUCCAUGACUCAUGAUAUUAGGAACCUGUUAAUAUUUGUGGAUGUUGUUCUCUACGGAUCUUUAAGACAAGAACCUGGUUUUCCUCCUUUGUUAUUGCGGUCCAUGUCCUCUGAAAUUCCAAUAAUUGCGCCAAAUCUGACUUUUAUAACAAAAUAUGUCACUGAUGGCAUCCAUGGCUUCCUUUUCAAUCCCGAUGACCCAAGCACAGUGGCUUCAGCUUUCACACGAAUUUUAGGAGAAAAAAAGCUUUUGGAUACUGCCUAUUCUGUUGCUUUGGAGGGGAAGCUACUUUCCAAGAACAUGUUAGCAUAUGAUUGCAUUACUGCUCAUGUUAAGCUUCUUGAAUGUGUGAUGCAUUAUCCUUCAGAUGCAAAAUUACCGUCUUCUGCUUCUAAAAUUCAAGACAUAACAUGGUUAUGGGAUGCUUUCGAGAUGAAGGCUGCACUAGAAAAUGGUUCUUUGGAAGAUGAAAGCCAUAGCAGCACAAGGAUCGCUGAUAUCCUUAUGGGAGAAUUCCGUCAAAGUAAUCAAACAACUUAUCCUGAUAAUAGCAACGAUACUUCUUCAUAUGAUUACCCUAGCUUAUCCGACUGGAAUGAUUUGAGUGAGGUCGAAAUCUUUGAAGAUAUAGAGAGGAGAGAAAUGGAGGAGAUUGAUGAAAGGGUGGAAAGACCUUUGUUAUCAUGGGAUGAGGUGUACAGAAACGCUCGUAAAUCAGAAAGGCUAAAGCCACAAGGAAAUGGGCGUGACGAAGGUGAACUGGAAAGGACUGGACAACCUCUGUGUGUAUAUGAGAUUUAUAGCGGAGAGGGAGCAUGGCCGUUUUUACAUCAUGGAUCUUUAUAUCGUGGCAUUACACUUUCAAAAGGAGGCAGGAGACCAAGAUCAGAUGAUGUUGAUGCUGUUACCAGGCUUUCAGUUCUGGACAACCCAUACUAUCGUGAUCUUCUUUGUGAAUUUGGUGCUAUGUUUGCCAUUUCGAACAGAAUUGAUAGUGUACAUAAGUUACCAUGGAUAGGUUUCCAGUCAUGGCGAGCUGCUGGAAGAAAGGUAUCCUUGUCUGGAAGUGCAGAAGACACCUUGGAGGAAACUAUGACCGGAGAAAAUAGCGAGGAUGCUAUAUACUACUGGGCGCCAAUGGAUAUGGACCAAAGUUCCGACUUUUGGUCGAUGUGUGAUUGCCUAAAUGCUGGCCAUUGCAGAAAUCUUUUUGAAGAUGCAUUUAGGACUAUGUAUGGGCUGCCACAGGGUGUCGCAGCCCUUCCACCCAUGCCCAAUGAUGGCGAUUAUUGGUCUACUCUUCACAGCUGGGUGAUGCCCACCCCAUCAUUUUUGAAAUUCAUCAUGUUCUCAAGGAUGUUUGUCGAUUCACUUCAUAACUUGAAUGAGAACAGUACUGAGCCAGCUUCAUGCUUACUUGGAGCAUCACAGCCUGAGAAAAGGCACUGCUAUUGUCGAGUCCUGGAAGUCCUUGUAAAUGUCUGGGCUUAUCACAGUGGACAGAAGAUGGUAUACCUUAACCCUGUCACUGGAGAUGUCAGAGAGCAGCAUCCACUCGAUGAAAGAAAUGAGAUGUGGGUAAAAUUCUUCAACUUCACCCUUCUGAAGAGCAUGGAUGAGGAUCUAGCAGAAGAAGCGGAUGAUGGCAUGCAUCCUGGAAAUGAUCAAUGGCUGUGGCCAUUAACUGGUCAAGUGUUCUGGCCUGGUAUCGCUGACCGGGAAAGGGAGGAGAAAUAUAUAAGAAAACUGGACAAAAAGCUCAAGAAUAAGGUGAAAUUGCUUGAAAGGCAGAAGUCAGGUUACAAGCAGAAGCCCCUGGGACAAUGACCGUGAUAAAAGUUAAGAGCUAACGAUCUGAAUGUUUUCGAACCACAUUGGCUGCAGCUUCAAUCCAUCAGUGCCCUCACUUCAUGUUCUUUGAUACGGCAAUUGAACAUGAUCACACGGCAGAGGAGGUAAAGCACAAAGGCAUCAUUGUUGUGAAUAGCCAUUCUUUUUACGCCUCCUUGAUCUCCCUCUCCAAAGGAGCUUGGUGAAGCUGGAGGAUAUUGGCAGGAUGGGGAAUCGCCGAUUUUUUUUUUCUGUUCCUAUAGACAGGUUAUAAAUCGUGCCAUAUAGUUCCACUGACUCUUAUUCUUUAUUUAUCUUCCCCUCCUGCCAUGAAAGGGGCAGCUGGAUGGGGAGCAGAAUUUUGGUAGGAUACUAGCUGACCACCGUUGUAUAUGUAAAUUCCCAGUAGAGGCACCGUUGCGAAAGUAAUAAUCAUGUUAAAUUCUGGUCUCUUCUCUUUGGCACACUAUUGGAAUGGUUAGAAAUUUUCAGCUA
This is a messenger RNA of Phragmites australis (common reed), 3789 nucleotides long. RefSeq lists its product as uncharacterized. The record is from RefSeq and is a predicted model, not a curated record. Lineage: Eukaryota; Viridiplantae; Streptophyta; Magnoliopsida; Poales; Poaceae. The transcript has 14 exons. The coding region runs from base 235 to 3291 and encodes 1018 amino acids.